Messenger RNA from Dalotia coriaria, 6469 nucleotides. Its product is annotated as receptor-type tyrosine-protein phosphatase delta-like. The coding region runs from base 766 to 6078 and encodes 1770 amino acids. Gene Ontology annotation, biological process: protein dephosphorylation. The record is from RefSeq and is a predicted model, not a curated record. The transcript is spliced from 18 exons. Gene Ontology annotation, molecular function: protein tyrosine phosphatase activity; protein binding. Lineage: Eukaryota; Metazoa; Arthropoda; Insecta; Coleoptera; Staphylinidae.
UUGCUCUUGAUAUUCAAAAUGCUUCCAGGCGUAUUAUUCCUGUUUAUACCACUAUGUUUCUGCAAAGUACAUGGAAAGACACGGUUGCUGUUAGCUAAUGUGACUGGAACUGGACUAAAAGCCAAAGUUCGUGCAACGUGCCUCAAUGAUGAUUACAACGACGCAAUUACAUGGAUCACACGACCAACCAACUUAAUUGGACCUAUUUCAGGUAUUUAAAUAUUUAUAGCAUACUAGUUAACCCGGCAAACGUUGUUCCGCCUCGCUUUGCUCUUGUGAUUGAGAAGCACGAAGUCGAGUCAUACUAACAGGGCGCUUUUCACGUGCAAUUCUUUGUUCUUCUUCAGUCCUUUCAAUCGCAAUCCUUCGAAUCCUAGUUGCAUUACGGUUUUGUUGGAUAAGAUUUGAUCGUUUUGGUCGCUGCAUGUUGAGUGGGGUAGCUACGAAGCAUCGCACAAAGAGGAGACGGGGAUAAUAGCUUUGUAUUUGCGUUCUCUUAUUCUCCUGCAAGAUAAUCCAUAUACGCAAACAUGUUUGUCUCUUUUUAGUGUCGUUUAGUGCCUUUUUAGAAAAGUUUUCACUUCAAAAAGUAUCCCAUUACCUUCUCCUGGCCCUAAGCUACCUCUCCACCAAUUUUUAGCUAAAUUGGAUUAACCGUUCUUUAGUUAUAAGCAAGGUAGUGAAUCUCUGCAUUAUGUUGAUUAUAAUUGGAAAAAAUAUGGGUGGGAUAUUGAAGUUGCCUACAACGCAACGUUUGGUCCAGUGAUGGAUUAUACUUGGGAAAUGUUCCCAAUUAUUAUGACUAGAUCGGCGCAACUAACUCAAAAUUAUAAAUUCGAAAAAAUAGGAGAAAUUAAUAUCAAAAAUCGAUUUGAAAUCAAUUUUUCAUUUUUGGGAAAAUCAAGUGCACAAAUUUAUUUGUGUUCAAAUGCCGAGGUAAAAAGGGGUACAUGUUUCAUUUUUAUUCUUGGAGGGUGGAAUGGAAAAGGAAGUGUAAUAAGACGAUGUAAAGAAGAUGCGUCCCCUACAAACUCCGAUGAUAGAUUAAGAGGAUGUGAAAAUAUCAUCCAUAAGAUUGAACAUAAACCACUGUUUUCAAUUGAUUAUUGGAGUCACAUUUCAAUUCGAUAUAUAAAUCAACAAUUAGGAGUAAUAAUCAAUGAGGAACAUUUAUUAUCCUACCAUGCCAACGAUCAAGGAAAAUUUAACAAUUUUACAAGACUAUUCAUACAUUCUAAUACCGAAAAUGCAAUGUGGAAAUAUCAUAACUAUACAUAUUAUGAAGCUCGUAAACCAAUCAAUAAUUUUAUUAAUAGUAGUUGGUUUUAUAUGGAUUCUAAUCACUUAUGUAUUUCGUUUUUUGUAAAAUUCACCAAAGAUAUUACAUUACAACUCUAUGAUGUGUCGCAAGAGCUCAUCAAAACAGAAUACUAUAAGAGUGAUCAAAACGCACAAUGGAAUUAUAAAACAUUUUAUUCAGACGUACAUGAAGAUGCUGAAUAUUAUUUACGCAUUUCGUUUAGUACUAAUGAUAAGGUAGCAAUUCGAAACAUUGUUAAUCAUUCUGACUGCAAAGGUAGCAAAACGAACAACUUCCAUUUCUCAACAUUAGAGUACAACUUUGAUUCAGCAAAUAAUAUUAAAUGUUCUUCUCUUCGACACAACACCACGCAACUUAAAAUUUCAUUUCCAAACGAGAGUACUGAUGUUAUUACGAGUGAUAAUCAGAGUCAAUGUAAUAUAUGUACUAAUGUCUACAACACUACAGAAUGUCCACACAGAAUAACGUGCAAUGAGAAAUCAUGUCAUUGCACAACAGGAUACACCGGAAAAUAUUGUGACAAAAUAUGUGACAGGGGAAAAUAUGGCUGCAAUUGUGCAUUUGAGUGUACAACCUGCAUUUCAAAUUUUUGCAAUCCAGCAAAUGGUGAAUGCUACUUUGGUUGUAAUGAUGUAAAUUAUGUUACACCAUUCUGUAAAGAAAGAAAUCUACCAGUGUUAACUGAAAUUGCAUUCACUCAAUCUGAUUGUGUCACAAAUUGCACAAUUACAAUCUACGACAAAGAAUUAAAAUAUGACGGGGCAAAGGAACCAAAAUAUUAUUACACUCGUUUAUUUGAACCAAAUGGAACUAUUACUGAAGGAGAAAUAACACCAACUAAAGUCAAUGCUAUUAAUUUUACCAAUUUGACUGGAGAAUAUAAAUAUUACUAUGAGAUAGUGUUAUGUGUGACUGAGGAAAAAUCAGAAUGCUUCAGUGAGGACUUGACAACAUUUCAAUUUAAAACAACAUGUGCAGAAUUGCAAACAAAUCAAAUUCUAAUUGAAAGUGUCGACAGACGUACGACAAUAAAUGUGACAUCCUACAAUCCCAGUCAAAAUUGUCGCUUAGAUAAGUAUUACUUGUUAAUUCGAGAUGAAACAAGCAGUGCAAUUCAGUAUUCGAAACAUUUAGAACUGAGUAAUGCAAUACCAUCAUUAGACAUAUUUACUGAUUAUACACUGCAAUUGACUAAAAACAAGAAAAUAAUACAUAGCAUGAUAUUUACUACAGACGAAUCGGUUCCAAACAAAGUUACAAACUUAACAAUUACUACUUCCACACCUAGUAAACUUAGUGUUAUCUGGGAAGCACCAACACCUGCUUUGGGAAUCAUUACCAAUUAUGUCGUCACAUGGAUGUUUCUGGAUAAAAGAGGUUGUAGGAUUACAAAUAACACAUCAAAUAUCCAAUCAAAAAAUAUAACAACCACUGCAAUUGAAUUAGAUGAUCUACAACCAUAUUCAAUUUACAAUAUAUCAGUAUCAGCAGUUACUAAGAAAGGUCAAGGAGAUAUGCAGAGUAUUAUAGGAUACACAGAUGAAGCUAAAACAAUUGACAUAAACAUGUUUAAUCGGAAGAUUACCACUUUAGAAACUUCGAUUCAAAUAGGUUUAGUUGUUGAAUGUGAAAAUUGGAAUGGUUCAAUCUAUCUAAGCGCAUAUGCAAUUUGCAAGAGUAAAUGGUGUGAAGGAGACGAGAUGAAUAGGACUAAACACAUGCAAUAUAAUGAUUUAAUUACACUUGAUAGUUUACUUUCAUACACAAAUUACAAAUUAGAAGUAAAUUUUCUUCGUAAUGAAGUGGAUAGAAUUAAUGAUUAUAACAAAUCUUGGUCAACUGCCGUGAUGACAUUAUCAAGUGUACCAAAUCAAGUUUCAUUUGCGGAAGUAUAUAGCUUAUCAGAAACAAGUAUAUCAUUGAGAUGGAGUCCACCUUAUCCACCAACUGGAAUACUGGAUUCAUUUAAAAUAAAACAAUAUUACAUUUUAAAAUCAUAUAGGACGCAAGUAACCUUUUUUAAUUAUUUGAGUCCAUGUAACAUAUGGCCCAACAUGUAUUGCACUACAUUAACUAAUCUUACUACCAACCAAAACUACAUAAUUUCAAUUGCUGGGCGUAAUCAUGCUAUUUCUAGUUAUGGAGUGGAGACAUUUUUGAAUGAAACCACAUUGAUUAGAGCUCCACAACCACCACUGAAUUUAGUUGCCAAAUGGGACGAUCUUCGCAUUCUGCAUUUGCAAUGGCAACAUCCUAAUAGAACAAAUGGACCACUUUUAAAAUUUAAAAUUAUUGUGAAUGGACAACAAUAUUAUCACGUAGUACCAGAAAACCACACAUAUGCUUUUAAAACGUUAUUUAAGUGUAAACCUGAAACUCAUCAGGCAAUCGUUUCUAUACAAACAAUUAAUUCAAAAUUUACUUCGGUUUUGCUGACUCAGCAAUUUGUUUGUCCAAUUUUAAAACCAUCUCUCAGCACUGAGCCUUUUCAAAGACGAAAUAUCAACAAUUCCAUAACUAUUUCAAUGCCGAUUGUUGAAAAUGCUGAAAUAAUAAGCAAUUUGUACAUUAUUGUCCUCGCAAAUGAAUUGGACGAUACAUGCAAUUGUAAAGAAAAAUUAAGAGAAAAUCAGAAGUCACUUGUUCCAAUUAAAGAAAAACAGAAAUAUUGGAUUGUUGGGCACUACCAGAAAAGUGAAUACAAAGAAAUUGUCGGAACAGACGUAAAUAUAAACCUAUCACAAAUACCAGAAUUUAAUUGUGCUAGAGAAUUUUGUGAAAUAGGCAUAUUGAUUGUAAAUGAAUUAGAUGACCAAAUGUCAUCUAAUUGGUAUCUCGUAAAACAAUUGGAAGAUACCGAAUUUCCAAGCAUGUUUGUAUAUUUUUUUCUUUUGCCUAUAAUAAUAAUAAGUAUUGUUGUUAUAAUAGUACUGGGUUCAUGGGCAUGGAGCUAUAAUUGUUCCAAGAAAGACACACACACACGCAAUACUCAAUAUUCUGAAAUACUAGAAUACCCAACACUUCCAUUGGAAGAAAUAAAGUCAACUGAAAUUAAAAAUGAGAAAUGUUCCCGACUGGUAGCGGUACAUAAAUUUAACGCAUAUGUCAACAACGUUACAAAUGGGGAUGAGUUGACGAUUGAGUUUAAUAAAAUCAUUGCAUUAACCCAGAAAACCGUUAAAUUGCGUCAUGUGUAUUCAGCAGCAGAGUGCUUUGAUGCUAGUUACAUAUCUAGUCCGUUUUGUGACAAAGCAUAUAUUUUCUGUUCAACUCCAACGGUUUUUGAUCCAUACCAGUUUUGGAAGAUGGUCAUUGCAGAAGAAGUAGAAAACAUUGUGCUUUUCGCUAGCACAGAUGAUAUAAAAAAUGAAAAGUUUAUUCAAUACUGGCCUGACGAUCGCUCCAUUAAAUCAAUUCACCUCUCAAAUAUCAAAGUAACAACUCUGAAAGUAUACUCAUUUAUAAGUAUCGAGAUACACCAUUUCAAAGUUCAACAAGCUAAUAUUGUAAGAGAGACUCGUUUCUUGCACUUCACAAAUUGGGAUAUAGAAGGAACGCAGAUACAUCCCGACAAUAUAGUUUUAUUACUCCAAUUAGUUCAGGAGAUAAGGUACUUUCCACAACGUCCUAUAUUAGUGCAUUCCUUGGGCAAACCUAAUGUAGGUGCUGAUAUGUUUAUACUGGUCCAUAUUUGUAUACAACAAGCACAGCAGGAAGAUCGAGUGGAUAUUUGCCAUCAAGUUCACAAUCUUCGAACCCAGCGACCAAAUUUUAUUGACAGUGUGGAAGAAUAUUUGUUUGCUCAUCUUGUUUUACUUCAGUAUAUCAACAUGCCGCAAAAUGCUUACUAUGAAUACUAUCCAGCGAUUUAUAAAAAAUUAGAUAAAGACAAAUUUACACAGGAAAUGACAAAUAUUGAACACUCAUUGAAGCUCAUGGAAUUGCUACAAACUAGAUAUCCCAUAUUAAAUGACAAGAACAACCCCGAAAAUAACAAACAUCACAUAUUACCACAUUCAUCUCGCAGCGUUUUCUUAUCGCCUCCUAUAGAUGACAAUUCAUGCAAUAACAUUGCCAUCUUUGUGGAUGGUUUCCAGCAACUCAAAAAAUUUAUCGUCAUUCAACAUCCACUUAAAAAUAAUGUUGAUGACUUUUGGAAAAUAGUAAUGGACAACAAUGUACAUUUAGCAAUUUCAUUACAAACUGAAUACCAUAUUAAGCCCUGGAAAAAUGAUGGGCACUUUAUUACUCCAAAUGGUUUAACAGUGAUUCAUUUAAGAGCUUUAGAAACAGAUCAUUUUUACAUGCAUACAUUAAGAUUAGAACAAAAAGAAGUAUCAAUGGAAUAUAUACAAGUACACAUAAUUGAAGUUAAAGGAUGGGACGAAGGCCAAGUACUGCCGCAUAGUUUGUCCAUUUUACUAAAAACUAGACUUCAGAUGAAUAGAAUGAAGUGUCCCGAAUUCAAAAGGAUUUUAGUAAUGUGCAGAAAUGGUACCACUGCAUCUGGUUUAUUUAUUGCCACGUGUAAUCUUCUAGAUUCGAUUGAAUCUGAACCUGUGGUCGACGUGUAUAGAUCUGUACGAAAUAUUCGUUAUAAUAAGCGUCAGUUCGUAACUGAUGAAAUUCAAAUUCGUGCCUUGUUCAACAUUGCAACUUUAUAUUUAAAUAAUGAUGCGGUAUUCACUGACUAUUCGAUCGCGGAGAAGAAUGCAUACAAAGAGAACAUGGAAUCGAUUGUCAAGAGAUCGAUGUGACCAAGUGCACAAAAUUGAAUAAUGGUGUGUAUCCAAAAAGUUGUUUUUCUCGAGAAUCACAAAGUCUUUUUGGCAACCACAGACAUAGUCGCUAUUCAGUGAUAUAAUCACCUUCUAAAUAUAAACGCAAAAAUCAACAUCAAAGCUCCACAUAAUGGAACAUGUCUUUGGAAAUAAAUUGGAGGAAAAACUUUUGCCACCAUUCUGUUGGCUUCAGAUUGUGUACCUAUAUAUAAUUUUAUUUUAUUUUAUAUUAUUUUAAGUUAUGAUUAUAUUUUAAUUUUAAGUUGUUUAUGGAUAUACCAACUAAGGCUUCAAGGCGAAGCAAGUGUACUCGGAACAAAGUGUAAUUUAAUUCACGUGCCAUUUUAAAUAAAUAUAUCACUAUGGA